AUAUUUGUCCGAUUAAAAUUUUAUAAUAAAUCAUCACAAAGAAUGGGAUAUAUCUCUCAAUCCACGCAACAAGUCGAUUUAACGUCAAUACAAACAACAGAACCAUCGAGUGGUCCGAUUUAUUCAACAUUCGCUAACUAUCGACUUGGAAACUUGGCAGAAAGAUCUGAUUUAUUUAUUACACCUCCACCACCAACAUAUCGUAACGAUUUACCACCACCUUAUUCUGCAAAAUCAGAGACUUCUGAUGUUUCUGAAGGUAUACAACCGGAAAAUAUAUCAUCCACACCUUAUUCUACAAAAUCAGAAACUUCUGAUGUUUCUGAAAGUAUACCUGAAAAUAUCGACCAUUCCUCAGUUAGCAUACAUUACCAUAUCUAA
This is a messenger RNA of Cetraspora pellucida, 381 nucleotides long. The record is from the annotation of a GenBank genome assembly. Lineage: Eukaryota; Fungi; Glomeromycota; Glomeromycetes; Diversisporales; Gigasporaceae.